GCGUUCUCCACGCCGAAUCGCGCGGGAAAUGGAACAUUUGCCAUUCAGAAACAACAACAGACUGAAAGAUAUCAUCGCGGCCAUAAAUGGGUCUUAAUCGGAAAUAAUUUGAAGAAAGUUUAACUGACAAUACGCUGAGCACAUAUUUUGACGAUGGAAAACUUUCAGAAAAUUGAGAAGAUUGGUGAAGGAACAUAUGGAGUGGUAUACAAAGCGAGAGACAAAAUCAACAACCGGCUUGUGGCCUUGAAGAAGAUACGCUUGGAUGCUGAAUCAGAGGGUGUUCCAAGCACAGCUAUCCGAGAAAUUUCCUUGCUGAAGGAACUGGAUCAUCCAAAUGUAGUGAGGUUGUUGGAUGUUGUCCACAGUGAGAUGAAGCUUUACUUGGUGUUUGAGUAUUUAAAUCAAGAUUUGAAGAAAUACAUGGACUGUGCCCCAUCAGCAGGCCUAUCACCAGCUCUUAUCAAGAGUUACCUGCAUCAGCUGCUGCAAGGAAUCGGCUACUGCCACUCCCACCGAGUCCUGCACAGAGAUUUGAAACCACAGAACCUCCUCAUUGAUACAGAGGGAAACAUCAAACUAGCCGACUUUGGUCUAGCCCGUGCCUUCGGUGUGCCAGUGCGAACUUACACACAUGAGGUGGUCACGCUGUGGUAUCGAGCCCCUGAAAUCCUUCUUGGUAGCAGAUUCUAUUCAACCCCAGUUGAUGUAUGGAGUCUGGGCUGUAUCUUCGCUGAAAUGAUCACUCGGAGAGCACUGUUCCCUGGGGAUUCAGAAAUUGAUCAACUUUUUCGUGUUUUUCGUACAUUAGGAACUCCUGAUGAGACAGUCUGGCCAGGAGUCACACAGCUUCCAGAUUUCAAGUCCUCAUUUCCUAAAUGGGCUCAUCGGAACGUUGGGUCUGUUGUUCCAAAUUUGGUUGCUGAAGGAACUGAUUUGCUGGCACAAAUGCUGUGUUAUGAACCAAGCAAACGAAUUUCUGCUAAGACAGCUCUGCACCAUCCAUACUUCAUGGGAGUUGAAAGACAGAAGCCGGCAUCCAUGAUUAACUGAACAUAAUCCAUUACCGAACAUAUGUUUACAGCUAAGUCUUCAUAUUGCAUGCAAAACAGUAUGUUUAAUCAGUUGAGACAAUAUUGAUGAAUAAUGUUUAUAAGGCUAAUACUGACUUAACUUCAAAUGUCAAGGCUUUUGAGAGCCCUGUAUGCUGGUAAGAGCAUUUUCUGUUUAUAUACAUGUCCUUAUACCAAUAUGCUAUGUGGCUUUAUUUAUUUUACAACUAUUGGAUAUGCAACUAAAUUCAGAAAUGAUGCUUUUGUAGCUUGUGGGUAUGAGAGGUAUGGGUAGGUGGUGCUGGAAUUUUCUUGCAAGAUUUUAUGUGCUACUAUUUAUUUUGGGCUAACAUGCUUCUUACCAAAACACAAUUUCAAUGUGAACCAUAUGGUUUUAUAUCAUUUAAGAUAUGUUCUUUUUUAGUAUUGGCAUUCAUUACACUAUAUUUUCGUUGUUUUUGUGACAGUUAAUAGCUUGCAAAAGAAAUUGUAAAACAUUUGUCUACAUGCCCCCUCCACCAUCCAUAAACAUCCCAUAUGCAUAGUUCAGUGUAUGACAAAGAUGAUUUCUCAGUAGAACAUUACUUUUCAUAAGUUGUCUGAAUGAAGUCAUCAAUGAUUGUCACGAGAUAUGGACUCCUUUAUCCAGCUCUUUUGGAACUUGUGUAAUCAUACAUAUUUAUUACUGAAAUAUAGUGCAGGUAAGUUAAAGUAAUUUUUCAAUCAUCUUUUAGUGCUAAUCAUUUGCACAGAGAGCACUAGUGGAAGUAUUGAUGUCAGACCUCGGCUGUUGUAGUUACUCUGUAUCAGCUGAGUAUGAGUGAAUGAGUUGAGCUUUGAACAGUAUUUCAGCUACACCAUGUUGUGUCAGCCUGAAGUGAUGCAGGUCACAGACCUUUACUGUUUUGAUGAAACAUGGUAUCAUUUUAACAAACUUAAAACAAGCAUAGGGCAAGCCCUGAUUUGAACCUACAGUCAUAGGUUUCUGGUACCCUCAAGGGAAACACCCUGAGAAUUGUGGCACCAUAGAUAAAUGGGCCAUCUGUUCCCCCCAUCUGCUGAUGAGUGUCAUGUCAGUUGAGCAUGUUGAAUCUUGGUCUCGCAGGAGAGGAAAUGCAUAUUUUUAGACACUACUGUACACUAUUUAUGGAGGCUGAGAAACAACAUGCUCUGCUGUGGUGACAGUAACAUGUUUAUGUUGUGCAAUACAUUAUGUUGUAGAAGGUGCUGACUUUAGAUGUACAUUAGUGUUGUAUCGUGAUACUCAAGGUACAAGGCUGUAAUAUUUUAUGUAAAAAUGACCUCAUUCAACAAAGAGCCUUGCACGCCAGGGCCUAGAUUUUCGAAGCUCUCUUAGCGCUAAGAUUAUCGUAAGUUAAUGUUAAUGCAUGGCACUUACGACUAUCUUAGCGUUAAGAGAGCUUCGAAAAUCUAGGCCCAGUUCUUAAGUUUUACUGAAUCUGUCACAGGACUAAAACAGCUGUUGCAAACUGCCCUUUUAAUGUUCUUUGGUUUGUGUCAUGUUUACCUCAAAUAUUCCAUAUUAAAUUACGGUAAAUAUGUUGUGACCAUGGAUUGAUGUGUUGGGACUAGGGCAGAGAGCAGUGUCAGUGGGAGUUGUGACGGUCAACACGAACCAGUCAGCACCUGUCGCUUGUCAUGUUGUGAGUGGGUUUUUACACUCAUCAAAUUAAAGGUUUUUAGAAUUCUUUUUCAUAUUUUAGUAAGAUGUGUGUUUGAUUUUUGUGGCUGUACUAAUUGAACAUUUCAUGAUUAUUGCAGAUUAACUUGAUUUUGUGUAAAGGAAAUCCAGGUGUUCUGAUGGAUAGGGUGUCAGACCAGGUUACAAUGAAGGUAGACUAGUUCACGCCAGAUUGGUUUUGAAACUAUGUGUUGUAUAUCUUUAGCUUACCAGUGUUUACUGCUUUGUGUUUUUGCUUGCCUUUUUCAUUGGUUACAAAAAAG
Molecule: messenger RNA, 3017 nt
Organism: Haliotis rubra (blacklip abalone)
Lineage: Eukaryota; Metazoa; Mollusca; Gastropoda; Lepetellida; Haliotidae
Product: cyclin-dependent kinase 2-like
Exons: 8
Coding region: 154-1053 (299 amino acids)
Biological process (GO): G1/S transition of mitotic cell cycle; signal transduction; regulation of G2/M transition of mitotic cell cycle
Cellular component (GO): nucleus; cytoplasm; cyclin-dependent protein kinase holoenzyme complex
Molecular function (GO): cyclin-dependent protein serine/threonine kinase activity; ATP binding; cyclin binding
Source: RefSeq, a predicted model, not a curated record